CUCCAAGCCUUCAACAUGGAUCCUCUUGAAACCCGAGAGCUAGUGGAGAAAUCUCCAACAGAUUCCUCAAAAAAAGAUGAUUGUCAGUCAUCAAAAACAUGUUCAAGAACAAGUCCUCUCUACAUCCUCAUGGAGCCAUUUCAAUGGCUACAAAUGCUGUCUUCUCAGCUAAACCCCACAUUUAUUUUUGGUGUAGUUGUGGUGUAUGGUUUUAGCCAGGGCUUAUCUAGAUCUUUCUUUAAAGUUGUUACAGACUACUACUGGAAAGAUGUUCAAAAGGUUCAACCAUCAGCAGUGCAGUUGUACAUGGGCUUAUAUUACAUCCCAUGGGUCAUGAAACCAAUUUGGGGUCUCUUUACUGAUGUUUUUCCUGUCAGAGGAUAUAAGAGAAGGCCAUACUUUAUAGUGGCGGGUGUUCUUGGUUGUGUCUCAGCGUUGAUGAUAGCUCUUCUUGGUAAGGUGCCUAUUGCUGUGGCCUUGAGUUGCUUGAUAGGUAUAACUGCUGGGGUUGCAAUAGCAGAUGUGACUAUUGAUGCCUGUAUUGCUAAAAACAGUAUUGAGAUCAGGGCAUUGGCACCAGACAUGCAGUCUCUAUGUGGGUUUUGUUCUUCACUUGGGGCUUUGAUUGGUUACUCUUCUAGUGGUUUUUUUGUUCACCAUCUUGGACCUCAGGUAUCAUUGGUUCUUUUGGCAGUCCCACCAGCUUUAUUGAUAGUGUUAGGAUUUGUGAUCUAUGAAGUGAGAUCUACAAGUCUCCAAUCUGAGAAGAAGAAGGCAGUGGAGGGCUUACAAAUAGCAUUAAGGGGCAUGUCGAAAACUAUUAAGCUGCCGCAAGUGUGGAAGCCAUCACUGUACAUGUAUCUAUCUUUGGCUCUCAGUAUAAGUACUCAUGAAGGGCACUUCUAUUGGUAUACAGAUCCUAAAGCUGGUCCUGCAUUCUCACAGGAGUUUGUCGGGAUAAUUUACGCAGUUGGUGCAUUGGCUUCUAUUGCUGGGGUUCUGAUAUAUCAGAAGGCUCUGAAGAAUUGUCCAUUUAGAAGCCUAAUCCUUUAUGCACAACUCCUAUAUGGCAUGUCCGGAAUGCUUGAUCUCACCUUUGUCCUUCGAUGGAACUUAGCCCUUGGAAUUCCUGAUUACUUCUUUGUUAUAGCGGAAGAAUGUGUCACUCGAAUCAUAUCCAGAAUCAGGUGGAUGCCAAUGAUUGUGUUAAGCACCCGGCUAUGCCCUCUAGGCAUCGAAGGGACAUUUUUUGCACUAUUAAUGUGCAUUGAUAGCCUUGGCGCCCUCUCUUCCAAAUGGGGAGGAGGAGUUCUUCUUCAUCUAUUUCAUGUCACAAGGACUGAUUUCACAAACUUGUGGCUGGUCAUUCUCAUAAGAAAUUUUCUGAGGUUUGCAACACUAGGUUUGAUUUUUCUUGUUCCCAGGGGUGAUCAAGCAGAUAGCUUGAUCCCGUCGGAUAUCUUGACAGCAAAUUCUGCUGCAAGUCUAGAUGAUGAUGGCUUGGAACUUGUUCCUGUUAAGGAGACAAGUGAAGAAGUCCAGUUGCUUAUUGACGAAAAAUGAUGUGCAAAUUUUUUGAAUUGAGGGUCUGAUAUAAAUACUUUUGAUUCUUUGAAGGACCAUUUGAGCAUUUGAUUAAUUCUAGCAUC
Molecule: messenger RNA, 1649 nt
Organism: Populus trichocarpa (black cottonwood)
Lineage: Eukaryota; Viridiplantae; Streptophyta; Magnoliopsida; Malpighiales; Salicaceae
Product: probable folate-biopterin transporter 6
Exons: 4
Coding region: 16-1563 (515 amino acids)
Cellular component (GO): membrane
Source: RefSeq, a predicted model, not a curated record